AUGGAUAAUCAAGAGGAGUUUCUUAAAGUUGCUGUAAGGGUUAGACCAUUUCUCACUAGCAAUAAUCCUCAACGCCAAAUAAUUAGGAUUGAAAAUGUAAAUUUUACCUCAGGAGAAUACAAUUCAUAUCGAUGAUAGUGAGCACACAAUCACAAGCCAAUACACAAAAGUAUUUUCUCCGGAUUCUUCACAGGAAGAUGUUUUUACCUUUGUAUCCCCUUCAAUUUUACAAACCUUAGAAGGCUACAAUACUACUAUAUUUGCAUACGGUCAAACAGGAUCUGGGAAAACACACACUAUCUUCGGCACAGGCUGGGAAGACUAUAAUUAUGAAGAAAAACUUCCGGGCGUGCUAAACCAAGGAAUAAUUCCACGAGCUAUCACAAAUCUUUUUUAUAACGCAAAGGAAGACAUCUUUUUUAAUAUGAAUUUAUUUCAAAUCUAUAACGAGCACCUUUAUGAUCUUUUAUUGGAUCCUGCUCGCGCGAAACCCUUAAGAAUAAGAGAAAAUAAAAAUGAAAUCUUUAUCGAAGGGCUUAAUGAAAGAGCCGUAAAAUCAAUUGAAGAUUGCAUUUCAUUGCUGUCAGAAGGUGUAAAAAAUAGGGCAGUUAGGCAGACUAAGCUGAAUAAUCAAAGCAGCAGGUCUCAUUCAAUUUUCCAGUUUUAUGUAAAUUCCUCGAAAGGAAAUUUCAAAAAAAGUAAAUUAAGUCUUUGUGAUUUGGCUGGGUGCGAAAGAUAUGAUAGGGAGUAUGAUAUGAAUAGCCCACAGGUAAAAGAAUUGAAAAAUAUCAAUAAGUCUUUGAGCACUCUAGGAAUGGUUAUACAUGCCUUAGCAAAUGGUAAAAGAGAGCAUGUGCCGUAUAGAGAUUCUAAAUUGACUAGACUUCUUCAAGAUUCUCUAGGUGGAAAUACAAAAACCAUCCUUAUCGCAACUGUUUCACCUCAAGCAGAACAUGUAGACACAACGAUAAACACACUAAUAUUUGCUGACAGAGCUAAAGAAAUUAUGACAAGAGCUAAACGAAAUGAGCCCGAUACACAAAAUUCAAAUGAGAUUAUUUUGAAUCUUCAAGAAGAGAUUAAACAAUUGAAAAGUCUUUUAAGUGCUGUAAGGCUUAGUGAAAAUGCAUUAGAGCUUAAUCAAAGAAUAAUUGAGCUCGAACAAGAAAAUGAAUAUUUAAGAAGGAAAGCAGAAAUAAAAGACGCCGAAACAACGAAAAAAUCUGAAAGUAGUGAAGAAGACUACACAUCAGGAUCAAAAUCUCCUGCUGUUGAAAACGAAUUCCUCACAAUCCCUAAACCUAACCAGUCAAAAUCCCAAAAAGUUUCUCCAGAAAUUUCUGACCAAGAAAACCCUAACUAUUCUCCUUCAAAAUCCAACAAAAACACAAGACGCAUUAUUUUUGUAGAAGAUGCUGACUUACGUAACAAAUGCCAGUCAGAGUCUCCGUACCCUCAUACAGUCAGCAAUAAGAAUUUUUCGACUUAUAUUUCUUCAUUUCCAGCUGACAUAACUCCUUUAGGAAGAACAAGUGUACUAGCAAAAUCGACAAAAAACAUUAGAUCAUUCAAAGACUUGAUUUCUGAAAAGUAUUCGGGGCAAGAUGAAGAAAUCAAGAACGUUGGAGAAAAAAUAAGAAAUGCCCACCAUAGACUCACAUGGCUAGAUGAGCUCGAUACUGAAAGAAAAAUGAAAUUCAAGCUAGAGCUUGACAGAGUUGCUUACUCCCCCCCCCCCCUCCGUGAGCGAACAAAACCAUUAGAAAAAUCGCCAUUUUUUGACCAAAAACCCACCCUCCGUGAGUGAACAAAAAUUUUUUUAAUAGAAAAAAUUUUAAUGGAAAAAAAUUUUGAUAUAUAAGUGAUAAUUAGUAUAAUGAAAUCUAGAGCUAAUUCUGUUUAAUUUUAAACAAAUUGCGUUUUAAAACAUAAAUUUUGCAAAUUAAAUUAAUAUUUUGCUUCCCAAUUUUUGCAAAUUAGGAUUUUUUUUAAAUUUCGAAAAAAUAUUUUUUUAUAAAAUUUAUAUAUAAAAUUUUUUUUUAAAAAAAAAAAAUUAACCCCCCUCCGUGAGCGAACAAAUUGUUUUGUUCGCUCACGGAGGGGGGGGGGGAGUUAUGAAAAAAGAAAAGAACAAGAUGAGCUGAGAUUAAUUGAAGCUGAAAAAGAAAGGAAAAGGCAAAUCAGGAGAGAAAAAAGGAUCAGGGAGAUGGAAAAACUCAAGAAAUAUGAAUAUGCCAAAAAGAAAGAAGAGCUAGCACGAUUGGAAUCGAUCAUUAAAAUUGAAGAGCUGAAUAAAAAGAAUGAGGAAAAGCGAAAAGAAAAAUUGCUGGAGGAGAAAAAGAAGCUAGCUGAGUUCAUUCAAUCCAAAAAGCCAGCGAAACAAGAGAAAGGCUACAUCACUGGGACUUGAUAUUAA
Messenger RNA from Blepharisma stoltei, 2416 nucleotides. Lineage: Eukaryota; Ciliophora; Heterotrichea; Heterotrichida; Blepharismidae. The record is from the annotation of a GenBank genome assembly.